Messenger RNA from Ilyonectria robusta, 2590 nucleotides. RefSeq names its product DHS-like NAD/FAD-binding domain-containing protein. The record is from RefSeq and is a predicted model, not a curated record. Bases 402 to 2291 code for a protein of 629 amino acids. Gene Ontology annotation, cellular component: mating-type region heterochromatin. Gene Ontology annotation, molecular function: histone deacetylase activity, NAD-dependent; NAD+ binding. The transcript has a single exon. Gene Ontology annotation, biological process: negative regulation of transcription by RNA polymerase II; regulation of DNA repair; replication-born double-strand break repair via sister chromatid exchange. NCBI's taxonomy places the organism in Eukaryota, Fungi, Ascomycota, Sordariomycetes, Hypocreales, Nectriaceae.
CGCUUGCCGAUCGAGAAGCGCAACUCUCGCCGUCGGUCGCUAGGUUGGUUCUUGUUAAUUAGGUUGUUGUCAUCCUUCCUUUUCGUUACUCCUUGUUCAUUGUUCCUUCCUCCUGCAUUGUCGCUUGUCCCUUGACUUCUCCUUCCCACACGCGUUCACCGGCACACGCUCACACACACGCUCACACGCACACGUCGCCUUCUCCCGCGACCGCGUGCCUUUCCCGCCGGCCAUCUCAUCUUACUGCGAUUCGACCCAAACUGCCGCAUUGUUCUGACUGACUGACGCUGCGCCAUGUUCUAACCGAGUCUAUUCCGUCACUCCUUUCGACUUCCGCCCGUCGCCUUUGCUCCUUGUUUCUCCCUCCCCCAUAAAAUAGGAGCCUCUCUCUCUCAACCACCAUGGGCACGUCAAGCCCCGUGUCCGCCCAAACAGACUCGGCUUUUUCGUCGCCGCUGUCAAAUCUCUCCAAAACACCCUCAUUGCCCUCAUCUCCCGUCAUGACCGAUCCGACGAGCCGUUAUCCCUCGCCAACCUCCACCGCCGGCUCGGGAAGCCAGUCCCCCGUCAAGCUGGGCGACCCCAUCUUCGAUGACCAUCUUCGCAGAAAACUCGAAUUUCCCGCCGAUGGCCCUCCCCCGGCUAAGAGGCGAAAGAUGACGCCCCCCAAGGAGCGCACCACGGAGUACCUGGAUCUCACCAAACCCGACAGCGAAUUCAGCCUAGAAGAUAACCGCCGGAUGGAGAGGCUCGUGACCGCCCUUCGCAAGAAAAAGAAGAUUGUUGUCAUCGCUGGCGCUGGCAUCUCCGUGUCGGCGGGCAUUCCCGACUUCCGCUCGUCCACUGGCAUGUUCGCUACCGCCAAGAGCCAGCAUAAACUCAAGGGAUCUGGCAAACACCUUUUCGAUGCGUCCGUCUACAAGCACGAUGCGUCGACGCAAUCUUUUCACGCCAUGGUCAGGGAAAUGGCCCAGAUGACCAAAUCCGCAAAACCAACUCCCUUCCACCACCUGCUAGCGUCCCUGGCCCAGGAAGGCCGUCUGCUGCGCCUUUACUCGCAAAACAUCGACUGCAUUGACACAUCCAUGAAACCUUUGGCCACAAACGUCCCCCUCAACGCCAAGGGGCCCUGGCCGGCCACAAUUCAGUUGCAUGGCGGCCUCGAAAAGAUGGUCUGCACCAAAUGCGGCCAACUCGAACCUUUCGAUGGCGAGGUUUUCGACGGUCCAGAGGCCCCACUCUGCCGGACUUGUGAGGUGGAUGACGAGGUCCGCACGGCCCACGCCGGAAAGCGCAGUCACGGCAUUGGCAGGCUGCGCCCGCGAUUUGUGCUCUACAACGAAUACAACCCAGAUGAGGAGGCUAUUGGAAAUGUUUCGAGCGCCGACCUGAAGACUCGCCCCGAUGCCGUCCUGGUGGUCGGUACAACCUUGAAAGUCCCCGGAACUCGCAGGCUGGUCAAGGAGAUGUGCCAGGUGGCUCGUGGCCGGAGGAAUGGGCUGACAGCUUGGAUCAACGUUGAUCCAGAGCCCAAGGGUGUUGACUUCAAGGAUUGCUGGGACAUUGUUGUGCGCUCCAAAUGCGAUAAUGUCGCCCGGCUAGCAGCUCUUCCUCCCUGGGAUUGCACUAUUGGCGAGGAUUACCUGGUAUCACAAGAGGAGGACCGCGAGAGCCAGGAGCGCCGCAGCAAGUCCACAUUCGCCGUCAACAUUCCCUUCAACCCUGCCCAUCCCGACACUGAAACACAACUCGCCGCCAGACCCAAGCAAGUUGAACAGAUGCAGGGCAUUCCGACACCCAGCGCCAGCCCCAAGAUUGCGCCCACCAAGAGACCCGGCAAGGCGACACAGAGCAAGAUUUCGUUUGGUGGCAAACAGUCUGACACCGACAAGCCAGCCAAGGCAACCAAGGCAGCCAAGCCCCGCGCCCGCAAACCCAAGCAGCCUGCCAAGGCGAAGCCUCUCAAGAGCACGGUUAUGCAGACGUUCAAAUCGGUCAAAAAUUUGGACAGCCAACCUGCCGGGAAGAAGCUCGGUGCGGAUAUACCUUCCAACAAACUUCCGAUUCUCAAGACUAAAUUGGUCAAUCUUGCCUCGUUGCCAGCCCUGCGCCCUCAGCGUAAGAACUCGCAAGGUAACUUCCUCUUUAAACGCGAGUCGAGUGAAAGCAAGCCCGACGAUAUAAGCUCCGGCCCUCCUUCGACUCCGACCAUGCCAGAGCGAAAGUUGCGCGACACUAUUUCUCCCAAGUCGGUACCUGAGAGUUUACGCCGACUUAUUGAUAUCCAGUAAAAGUUCUGGAUCUUGUUCAAAUAUACAUAUACACGACUACUACUAUUGAAAGAAAGGAGGGGCCGAUGCAAACGCAUUCUAUAAUCAUUUUAGAUGGAUCAUCGGUGGCGUUGGGGGCACAAGGUUCAUUCCUCCAAACAGGAUACAUUUUGCUGCUGCCACUCUUGGCGACUCGAUCAGCAGCUUUUUCAGUGUGUAAUAUUCUAGGAGUUUUUAAAGUCCUCGGCUCGCUACGUGGUAUCAAGCCACGGCGAAUGCACUGAGGCGGUCUCGAUCAAUAGAGGCGUUAUUUUUCCCAA